Aphanomyces astaci is the source of this 2670-nucleotide messenger RNA. RefSeq lists its product as hypothetical. Gene Ontology annotation, molecular function: protein binding. The record is from RefSeq and is a predicted model, not a curated record. The coding region runs from base 1 to 2670 and encodes 889 amino acids. The transcript has 11 exons. Lineage: Eukaryota; Oomycota; Saprolegniomycetes; Saprolegniales; Verrucalvaceae.
AUGCCGAGUGAUGAGGACGAGUCCCGACCGCCGGAGAAUGCCGGCCGUAGAAUCUCGGUUCGGCCACGGCUAUUCCAUCGAAAGGUGGCAAUGCUACCCAACACGACCUAUGACUUCCACGUCAUGCAAAACUCGUCACUUCUUACACUCAUGUCCAAGUUCUCAAACCGCAAUUUGCUUCGACGCCGGCCGCUGUGCGCCACCGAUGGCACCCAAACGUGGCUAUUAACCAGUGGUACAAUUGGAUCGCUACAUGGCGGGGACACUGUGAUUCACGUCGACGGACUCACCCAGCGUCACGCUCAAAUCACAUGCAGAGGCGACUCAUGCUUUGUUCAGUCAAGCCCCAACUGCGCCACGUACUUGAAGCUUCCGUUUGACACGGGGCGUCGCGGGUACCCCAUUUCAGUCGGCGAUAUUAUUGAAAUGGGUCGGGGGUUUGUCGUCCGAGUAGUGGAAAUCGACGUGAAAACCACGUCGAGUGUCGACAAGGUGGAGAAGCUGCCACCCCUGAAAGAGACUACGUUUGGUCAGGCGGUGGAUAUUCGCACGCAAGUGUGCAUUCGAAAUCUGACGCAACAAACCAAGCUGUCCAAGACCACCACGGUGCUCGAGCCAGCCAAGUUGGUGCUUCAGCUGCACCACAAGGAGCCCACCGACGUCGUCCGGGUCGUGACUUCCCCCAAGAACACGCUGUGGUUUGGCAGCUUGCACUCGUCCGACAUCAUCUGUCCGACGUUGGAACGUCUGCACGCGAAGAUCGAGUUCGACGGGUCCAGAUACGUCUUGAGCGACUUCAGCAACGCCACGCGGGUCGUGGUGGGUGAAGCCCCCGUGCACAUUGUCCCAGAAGAUGUGCUGGUGGUCGGGGACCGGCACUUCAAAAUCGUCGAGCUCAAGGACGACGCGGUGGCGACGCCAGGACUGGAAAUUCAAACCUUGCGGAUUUCCGCGCGAAAACGCUCGCAUACGAAAAAGCACAUGCCCAUCAAACUCGAUUUACCCCCCAACAAGCUGCUUCACGUUGGCCGGGCUCCGCAAUGCAACAUCACGCUGUCCAACUACUCGAUCAAGCUCGUGCAAUUCAGCAUUUUAUACGAAAACGACCGAGUUUGGGUCAUGCCGCUCAAUGGAAGCCUCAACCAAGGCCUAUACCGCCUCUUGUCCAGACAGGAGCGGCAGCGCGAAGAAACUGUACACGAUACUACCGUGCCCGUCGUGUCGAGCGUGAGCCCCCUACUGCAGCUGCACAAGGACACCGUGUUCAAAGUCGGGUGCUCCGAGGUCGAGGUCGUGUACAUCAAGCACCAGCCCAAGUCCGUGUCGGCGACGACCCAGGACCAAAUGAACGACCGAUACAGCAUCCUGCAAGAACUACCGUGGUUCCUCCUGAGUCAAAACCUGCCGGGGUUCUUCAGUGAGACGGGGCACUUGGCGUCGCACUGCAAGGUGCAGACGGUCGCGGCGGGCGAGUAUAUUUAUAGCCAAGGCGACGACGCCACACGGGCGUACGUGGUCAUGCGGGGCAGCGUCCUGCUGUUCCGGUCCAAAGAUGCUGUGGGGGACAAGUUUUACAUUGAAAGCGUCGACCGAGGCGGUUCAUUUGGAGAAAUUGCGCUUCUCCAACCCAAUGCCAAGCACACCACGAACGCGCUCGCUCGAAGCAACGUCGUGUGCAUGGUCCUUGUCGCCAAGGACUGGACCGACUAUUGCGCGCCGUAUCGGGAUUUGUACCUGUUGCCACUGAAGCACGGACUGCACGAGACGACCCUCUUGGAGGCGCUGGCCGCGCUGCCGUACAUGGACAUGAUUUCGCUGGCGUUGCAGCAGCGGGUGGCGCUGAAGAUGACGCGCAAGUCGUUUCCGCCGCAGUCGUCGCUCCUGCAAGACCCGUGUUGCAUCUUCUUUGUCUCCGAGGGGACGAUCGAGAUCCAAUUCGACGACGAUAUGGUCGAAGUGCACUCGAAAACGUUCCUCUUUGACCGGUCCAGCCACGCCAUGCCGUCCCUUGUCGACAUCAUGGCCGUGGACAACGUCGAGUGCCUGGUGCUGUCUGCCGACGACUUUGCCAACACCAUCGGCAUCACAUUGCAACACCGCCGCGUGGAGCACCCGCUCGCGUUUAUCACUGCGUUCGACACGACGCCGCAGAACGAGUCGGCGCCGCCGCGAAAGCUCUCGAUGCGGACUGAAUCCAUGGCCAAACCCAAGCGAAAGUCGUCGCUCAUUCGAGCCAAGGAGCUGUGGACGGGGGUCGCCACCGAAGAUGAAGACCAUGAGCCCGCGCGCUCCGAGCCCCCCGUGCCACUUCCCCCGGCCGACUCGUGGCGCCAGAAGAAACGCAAUGCCGCCAUGCUGCAGAGCCGCAUCGAGUACCUCAACCUCGAGGCGUCCAUCGAGUCGGCGUUGGUGCUGUACGUGCUGUCGGGACCGAACCGUGGCGAUGUGCAUAUUGUAAGGAACACGCUCACGAUUGGCAACGCCCACGGCACGAGCGCUUUGAAACUGCGCGACCACGCGCUGAGUCCCCAGCACGCGCUCAUCUUUCACCGAGACGGCAAGUACUGGCUCCAAGACUGCAACAGCCACACAGGGACGUUCGUGCGCCUCACGGAUGACGAAGCAGUUCACCGUCCUCGGCACCCCCGCGCUUACCCCCCAGUCGCAUAA